Messenger RNA from Cannabis sativa, 1615 nucleotides. RefSeq names its product indole-3-glycerol phosphate synthase, chloroplastic. Gene Ontology annotation, biological process: L-tryptophan biosynthetic process. NCBI's taxonomy places the organism in Eukaryota, Viridiplantae, Streptophyta, Magnoliopsida, Rosales, Cannabaceae. Bases 130 to 1350 code for a protein of 406 amino acids. Gene Ontology annotation, molecular function: indole-3-glycerol-phosphate synthase activity; phosphoribosylanthranilate isomerase activity. The transcript has 10 exons. The record is from RefSeq and is a predicted model, not a curated record.
ACAUAUAUAUAUUUAUAUAUAUAUAAGAUAUUUAGACACCAUAGAACUUCAAAGCAAUUCAGUUCGCCACACCACAGAGCUAGCCAGAACCAGAGCUUUGGUCUGUUUUUUUUUUUUUAAGUGUUAACAAUGGAGGGAUUGGUUUCAUUUAAGGCGGUGCCACCCGUCUCUCGCAUGCCCAAAUUUUCAUGCUUGAGGUCGACUUCAUCUUCAUCCUUGGACCUUCGAAGAGGAGGCAACUCGUUCUCGUUUGGCUCCUCCUCAAUCUCCUCUUCAUCUUCGUCCUUUUCCAUUCGAGCCCAAGAGAUGGACUCUAAAGAUGGUUCAGCCACUGUUACUCCUGUGAGUGAAUCUGAACCUGAACCAGAUCCUGUGAAGAUAACGGAAUGGGAAGUGGGUAUGUUCCGUGAUGAAGUAGCUAAAAGCCAGGGCAUAAGAAUCAGAAGAAGACCCCCAACUGGACCCCCUUUGCACUACGUGGGGCCCUUUGAGUUUCGUUUGCAGAAUGAGGGAAACACACCUCGGAAUAUUUUGGAGGAAAUCAUUUGGAACAAAGAUGUUGAAGUUGCUCAAUUAAAAGAGAGGAAACCUCUUGGGUCACUGAAGAAAGCCUUGGACAAUGUUGCUCCUCCUAGAGACUUUGUAGGAGCUCUCAAGGAGGCCUAUUCACGAACUGGUCUGCCAGGUUUGAUAGCUGAAGUGAAAAAGGCUUCCCCAAGCAGAGGAGUCAUAAAAGAGAAUUUUGAUCCAGUUGAAAUUGCUCAAGCUUAUGAGAAAGGUGGUGCAGCUUGUCUUAGUGUUUUGGCAGAUCGGAAGUAUUUUCAGGGAAGUUACGAAAAUAUAGAGGCAAUAAGAAAUGCAGGAGUGAAGUGCCCUCUAUUGUGCAAAGAAUUCAUCAUUGAAGCAUGGCAGAUCUACUAUGCUAGAAGUAAAGGUGCAGAUGCCAUUCUUUUGAUUGCUGCUGUUUUGCCCGAUCUUGACAUCAAAUACAUGGUUAAGAUCUGCAAGAUGCUUGGUUUAGCAACUCUAGUUGAGGUGCAUGAUGAAAGGGAGAUGGAUCGUGUUCUUGGGAUAGAGGGUAUUGAGCUUAUUGGCAUCAACAACCGCAAUCUUGAAACUUUUGAGGUUGAUACAAGUGUCACAAAGCGGCUUCUUGAAGGAAAGCGUGGCGAAUUGAUCCGUGAAAGAGACAUUAUUGUAGUUGGAGAGUCUGGACUGUUUACUCCUGAAGAUAUUGCUUAUGUGCAAGCAGCCGGUGUUAAAGCGGUUUUGGUUGGAGAAUCAAUUGUGAAACAAGAUGACCCUGGAAAGGGAAUAGCUCAACUCUUUGGACAGGAUAUUUCAAUAUGAGAUCAAAAUAGCAAAGUCCACAGCUUACUUUGUGUAGAGUAAUCUGCCAGAAGAUCAGUAAUGUUCAACAGAGUUUCAUGCUAAAUUAUGUGAUCUUUUUGUAUGAUUCGUGUGUCCGGCUAUGUUUGCUCUUAUAGUACUUUGAUAUUUACAUACAAAUAAGUUUUUAGCUGUCAAAUUCAAUCUCUACAUAAUAAUGGUGUAGUGCAAAAGUUGUACUAGGCACUUUUCUCAGUUAUUGCAAAUUCGUUUGGUUUUGACAGAA